ACAGAGAGAGAGAGAGAGAGAGACACACACACAGAGAGAGAGAGAAAGAUAAAGGGUUGAUUGCAUUCCACACACACUUGAAGCUCAGUCUCCCUAGGAGACGCAAGAUACCAGCAUGACAUUGCAACUGCAUCUACUCUAGAGCGAGACUACUGCACGACUUUAUGUCUAUAUAUGUGCCAGACCGGGAGCGAGUGUGAGGCAGAGGAAGAGAGGAAGUUAGUUUGUCAGUUGUCAGGAGGAGAGGCGUAACAGCUGGAUAACAGAAGAUAUCAAAACGAACUUAAGAGGAGCUGUGGGGUGACAGCAGAGAUGCGCGUAGGAACGAAGUGGGUUUUGCGGAGGAGUUGAUCUGUGCUCACACACACACUACCCAACCCACGAUCCCCAAGGAAGGAGGAGAGAAUGAAGAAACACUCAGCCAGAGUUGCUCCUCUCAGCUCAUAUAGCACCCAGGUGCUCACCUGCCCCAUUUCUGAAGGAGAAGAAGGUUCAGAGUCACACGCAGAGACUCCAGUCAGUGAAACUAGUGGUGAUGGUACAGCAUAUCAGGCCUGCGCCAACACAGUCCUGAAGGUGCUGGGUGGCCUCCUGGUGGUUCUGUGUGUCUCCUCAUCCUGGGUGGGCACAACACAAGUGGUCCAGCUCACGUUUAAGUCCUUUUCCUGUCCCUUUUUCAUUACCUGGUUCAGCACCAACUGGAACAUUCUCUCCUUUCCCCUCUACUACUCUGGGCAUGUGGCCACCAACAGGGAGAAGCAGACGCCCAUUCAGAAAUUCAGGGAAUGUAGUCGCUUGUUUGGGGAGGAAGGAAUGUCUCUGAAGGUCCUUCUGAAGAGAACAGCACCUUUCUCCAUCUUAUGGACGCUGACUAACUACCUGUACCUCCUGGCGCUAAGGAAACUGACCGCCACAGACGUCUCAGCACUCUACUGCUGCCACAAAGCCUUUGUCUUCCUGCUGUCAUGGAUCGUCCUCAAAGAUCGUUUCAUGGGUGUGCGGAUUGUGGCUGCCAUUAUGGCCAUCACAGGCAUUGUCAUGAUGGCAUAUGCUGAUGGUUUCCAUGGGGAUUCCUUUAUGGGUGUGGCUUUCGCAGUUGGCUCCGCCUCCACCUCAGCACUCUACAAAGUGCUGUUUAAGAUGUUCCUUGGCAGUGCCAAUUUGGGCGAGGCGGCUCACUUCUUUUCCACAAUGGGUUUCUUCAACCUCAUCUUCAUCUCCUGCGUUCCCCUUAUUCUCUACUUCACCAAAGUGGAACACUGGGGUUCUCUCUCCUCUUUGCCCUGGGGUUACCUCUGCGGGGUAGCUGGCCUCUGGCUAGUGUUUAACAUCCUGGUCAAUGUAGGAGUGGUGCUCACGUAUCCUAUUCUCAUAUCAAUUGGGACAUUACUCAGUGUUCCAGGCAAUGCAGCCAUUGAUGUGCUGAAGCAUGAGGUGAUCUUCAGUGUUGUGCGUCUGGCUGCCACCUGCAUCAUUUGCCUGGGGUUCCUGUUGCUUCUGCUUCCGGAAGAAUGGGACUCGGUCAUUCUGCGCUUCCUUGCCGCCCUGGCCGACAAGAAACCGGAGGAGCACGGCGAGGAGCUCACAGACUCCAGCAUCCACACACGCAGCCGAAGCAGAGCCAACGGAGCUGUAUCCAUCCCUAUGGCAUGACCUUUUACCUCUUUAUGAACUGGGAAUGAGUAGCCAGCAGUCAGUGACCAUUCACCAUGAGGCAGCAUUUGGGCAAAAAGAAUGAUUGCAUUUAAAGUUUGUAAAGGAAUAUAACGAAGAUACUGAAGGUAGGGAUGAUAUCCCUAAAUAAUUUCCAUAACAUCUCAACCAGUCAAAGUUGAGAACAUGCUGUUGCUAUGUGAGAAUAGCAUCACACUAAACAGGAGUAUUUACUGACAGUAUUUUUAUUUUAAAGAGGAAAUCUAGUAUUUUCUUCUCUAAGUGAGGGCCUGCCAUUUUUAUGGGGAGUAAAACUCAUAUAAUACAUAGAAAUGAAUGGACUUUCGACUAUCUCCCUCUGCACGCAAUACUUGCACCCCAGCUAGCCCUCCCCAUGGACUGUAUUCUGUGAAUAUAGACUUUGUCAGGGCCAGUUUGGCUCACUGUACACAUGAAUGCAUACAGAGACGUAUAUGAACAUGAAAUAUGAGGAUUAUUUGCAUUGUACGUAUAGUAGUAUCAUGUAUAUAUGUAGGAAAAAUAUAUUAUGCUUUAAUGAACAAGCCUUUCUUUUUCUUUUAUAAUAAAGAUCUUUAAAACUC
Messenger RNA from Paramisgurnus dabryanus, 2255 nucleotides. RefSeq names its product solute carrier family 35 member F4 (gene slc35f4). Gene Ontology annotation, biological process: transmembrane transport. NCBI's taxonomy places the organism in Eukaryota, Metazoa, Chordata, Actinopteri, Cypriniformes, Cobitidae. Gene Ontology annotation, molecular function: transmembrane transporter activity. Gene Ontology annotation, cellular component: membrane. The record is from RefSeq and is a predicted model, not a curated record.